Messenger RNA from Mycena citricolor, 2658 nucleotides. Lineage: Eukaryota; Fungi; Basidiomycota; Agaricomycetes; Agaricales; Mycenaceae. The record is from the annotation of a GenBank genome assembly.
GUCGGGACACGGCAGCAACAUUCACAACGCUUGAAAGUCGUUUUCGUUCUGUUGAAUGAGUCAACCCGUCCUCCACAUAUGGCCGGCCCAUUUCGGUCUAAUCUCCUCUGACCCGUCCUGUCUCGCCGCCGCCCUGCUUUUGCAGUUGACUAUUCCGGGAAAGUUUGCCAUUGAAUACUGCACGAACCCGGAUCUCUCUCCCUCGGGCUCGCUGCCCUACCUCUCUCAUGAGAAUACCUAUAUCUCUUCUCUGCCUUCUAUCAUCAACUACCUGACACUCCUGGAGGGCGGCAACUUCAAGGCAGUGGACGUUGAUGCAGGGCUGAGUGCGAUCGAAAACUCUAAGAAGAUUGCGUGGUGCUCACAUGUGGAGUCAAAUUUGGGAACACUAGUCGCAUAUGUUUUAUACUCAGCUACGUCAAACUGGACGCAACUCACGCACCGGACACUCGCCUCCACGUUACCUGUGCCCCAGCGCUACUAUGUACCUAUCCGCAUGCGCAACAUGACGCGUCCCAGGCUUGAAGCUGCUGGUUUAUGGAGCGAGCAAUCUGCCGAAGCAUCGUCGUCUCCUAUGCGUAGCAUCGGCUUGCCCAAGGAAGCGUUGGCCGAAAAAUUCGCGCAGACAAUCCAACGCGACAAGGCCACACAAAUGGCCAAAGAUUGUCUCGAUACAUAUGCGCGUCUGCUGGGCACCAAUGCAUACAAUGAGUACUUCAUCCGCAAUCGGCUCACCCUUUUGGAUGUGCAAUUUGCGGCCUAUAUUCUCAUUCUGCUCAAACCGCCAUUUCCUGAACCCGUGAUCUCCGAUUUGUUGCGAACAUCCUAUCCGUCUCUAGUGGCACACGCAGAGAGACUACUAGAAUUGUCUCAAGCAUCUCCUCCCCCUCCUGUCAAGGCUUCCAGUAUUAGACAAUCACUCGUCUCUUUGCUGCCAAGACCACUUUGGAGGGCCACUCCCCCACAGAGCCCAGAGGAUAUUCUCCAGGAACGCUUGACCUGGGGAUGGAUUUCAAUGGCGGUUGGCAGUGUGGCGUUGUUUAUUAUGACGCAGGGCAUCCCACUGCGCGAGAUUCCCAAUUAAAUAAAGUACCUUACGAUUCAACGGAUGCAUAAUGACCACUUCAACUGGGGUGUAGCAGACGAUCAGGCGAGGAUUGAUCCGAUCACGGGGUUCAAAGUACCGGUGACGCGACCCGUCACACAUCGUGAGCUUGACGGCUGCGUGACCACAUACCUCUCCCCCACGCACACAAUGUCUGCAGAUGAUAUGAUGGAAGAUAUCCAAAACAUGGCGUCUCCUAUGGCUGGGGCUCGUCUGCAGUUGAUGCUCCCUCUCCUGCUGCAUCUGUUCGUCUGCGUAGCGCAAGUCGGCCUCUGAAUGUCACGCAAGACAACUCCGAACGCACAACCCGCUCUGCAGCGGCAGCCAAGUCCAAACCCCAGCCGAAGCUGAAACUGAAGCUCAGUGACAAAGCGGCGGCACAAGCGCCGGGAAUGAGCUUCCUCGGCCAGUACGACCGAGAGUUGGAUUCCGACGACGAAGACCUCUCUUUUGAGGAACACUUCAUCUUGCGCAUGCCGCCGGGCGAGGAUUGUGAGAAGUUGAGGAAGAUCAUCGCAUCGAGAGAGGUAAGGAAUGACUUGUGGUUCAAAUUCAAAGAUUCCCGGCGCGCCACCUUCAAGAUUGGGAGCAACACAUAUUCUGCCAAACUUGUCGAUCUUCCCUGCAUCAUUGAAUCUCAGAAGACACUGGAUAACAAACAGAUGUUUAAAGUGGCGGAUAUAUAUGCUGGUAGUCGAGACCCUCAUUGACACAGACGAACCGCUACAGCAGAAGUCGUUCAACAUUGAGGAUUUCAUCUGGCCACAUGGCCUGACGCCACCAUUACACCAUGUACGGAAACGCAGGUUCAGGAAGCGGGUCAAUCGCAGAACUAUCGAGAGUGUAGAACAGGCUGUGGAACGUCUGUUGGACGAUGAUUCUCUGGCCACGGAAGUCAAAUAUGAUAUCCUUGAAACGUCAAUCCAGACUUAUCAGACUCCGAAUUCAUAGAACGGGACGAGCCAAUCGAUGUUCCCACACCAGCUAUAUCAGACGGCGGGGAUGUAGCGAUGGGCGGAGACGCAGACGAGGACGACGAAGAUGACGAUGAAUCGGAUGAACCCGAGGGAGACAUCGAUGAAGAGCUGGCCGCUGAGCUGGAUCUUGCUCUCGGAGACGAGGAAGCGGACGACGAAGAUGAUGACGAUGACGAUAGCGACGAGGACGACGACGAAGAUGAUGACGAGGAAGACAGCCAAGCGAGGAAGUUGCUCAACGAGGAAAUCCGUGACCUGGAGGCUGCAGUUGCUAAGAAGGGCAACGAGAUAGCCAACUCUGCUAAUCCUUUAAUCAAGAAACGUUUCGAAGAUGCGCUCAAGAAAUUGACUGCUGACCUGGAGAUGAAACUGGCCCAGCGAGACGAGCUGCGCGAACGAAAACGACUUGAGGACGCAGGGAUCGUGGAAGACAGCACACCCCAAGUCAAUAUCAAUUCUGAAGCCGAAGAGGUCGGAGACGAUCUCUUUGGCUCAGACACGGAGAUGUCCUAGUACUUGUAAAAUAGUUUGGAUUUCCAUCUCACGAGGGCAACAGACACACAAGUCCUGCCUGAA